Molecule: messenger RNA, 4379 nt
Organism: Physella acuta
Lineage: Eukaryota; Metazoa; Mollusca; Gastropoda; Physidae
Product: chromatin-remodeling ATPase INO80
Biological process (GO): chromatin remodeling; DNA repair
Cellular component (GO): Ino80 complex
Molecular function (GO): ATP hydrolysis activity; ATP binding; DNA binding
Source: RefSeq, a predicted model, not a curated record
UCUAGAUCUAUCUAAACUCAAAUACUCAAAUACUCAACUAGCAGAGCACUAGUUAGAUUAGAUCUAAUAGUUAAGUAUAGACUCCGGUAGAUCUAGAUUCUAGACUAGAUACUAAUAGAUUAGACAUUGCUAGUCUAGUAACUAGAUUUGACUGAUUUAGAUUCUAGAUCUAAGUUACUGAAUGAGACUUAAUCGAAAUCGCUUCAAUUAUUAAAGAUGAUCUUAUCACAGAUGGCAGCUGUGGAACACAACUAUGGGCGCCAGCUUGCCAAACCACUUCACAUUCAGCAGCUUGAAGCAGCCUUAAAUUUGGAACCCUUCAUGAAAUAUGUUGAAGCCGUGGUUUGUGAAAAUAUUGAGAGUUUGGAUGAAAGUGACUCAUCAGUUACAGAUGUCUUGAAGUCAAGUCUGAAAGAACAUGAGGAGAGUCAGGUUUUUCAUGCUAUGUCUAACUAUGAACGGAAAGCUGAUAAGACAAGGCUCUACAAUCUAAGUCAAGUCAAGAAAAGUAGAAGAUGGCUUAGGACAAUAUUACUGAGUGAUAGCUCAUCAUCUGAAGAUGAUGAGAUGCCUCUAAAAAUGGAGGAUGUACAUUUUAUGCUGAGACUACAACGCCACAGAAGAAGGCAUAGAGCAAGAUUUUAUCAAGAUUCUGAGCUGCGCCAGUACCAGUACUUGAGCACUGGUCUGUUGUCUCACUAUGACAGAUAUCCAGAACACAGCCUCACCUUUGUUGGACAUAGAAAAAAGUUGGCCAAAGAACAGAAAAAACAAAAGGCAAGGGCUAAAUUAAAGAAAUUAAAGAAAGAAAAUAAUUUAGAAGAUGAUGGAGAGGAGAUUGAUCCGUCCAUAUUGCAAGUGAUUUUAGCCAAGAGACACGAGAAGAAGAAAAGCAAAAAACUGACGGCAGAACAGGCGGACAUCAAAAGAAGAAAACUCUGGGUCUCUAUAGCAAAAAAAGAAAUUCCUCGGGCUCAAAAGCAAAAAGUUUCAGCCCGCAAAGAAAUGCUAGCCACAAUGAAAAAGGUGUCCACCCAGGCCAUGAGAGAGUGCCGUAGGACUGCACUACAGUCCCAGAAAACAAUGAAAGAAACACCAUCGCGUGCUAGGAGGUUGACCAGAGAAAUGCUCAUUUACUGGAAGCGAUUUGAAAAAGUUGAAAAAGAACACAGGAAAAGGGCGGAGAAAGAGGCGCUGGAACAAAGGAAGUUGGACAUAGAGCUAAGGGAGGCCAAGCGUCAACAAAGAAAACUGAACUUUUUGAUCACCCAGACGGAGCUGUAUGCCCACUUUAUGGCACGUAAGAUAACAGGGGAGGGCAGCCAGCACCAGGAGAGUAUUUUAGCCCACUUGGAUGAAAGAAACAAGGGAAAGAACUCAAGACACAUUAACGCUGGUGUUCUGGAGGACGAGCUGCUGGAUGAUGAUUAUGAUGGUGAAGCAAUGAAAAAGUUGGCUUUGAGCAAUGCAGAAACUGCUUAUAGCAAAAAUAUCCUGGAGCGCAAAGCUUUUGAUGCGGAUGCUUGUAAGUUUGAUCAACAUUUCUACUUAGUGAGUGGCGCAGGAAGUGAGACAGACAGCCUGAAGAGUGCCCAGCCAGACAUGUUUGCAGGCAAGCUCAAGGGCUACCAGCUCAAGGGCAUGAACUGGGUGGCCAACCUGUACAACCAGGGCAUCAAUGGCAUCUUGGCUGAUGAGAUGGGGCUGGGGAAAACUGUACAAAGCAUCGCUUUUCUUGCAUACCUGGCAGAAGUCCAGAAUAUCUGGGGGCCAUUUUUGAUCAUUGCUCCAGCCUCCACCCUUCACAAUUGGCAACAAGAGGUCUCCCGCUUCACACCAAGGUUUAAGGUGGUACCAUAUUGGGGCAAUACUCAAGACAGAAAGAUCCUGCGCAAGUUUUGGGAUUCUAAAUGUCUGCAUACAGAGGAGGCAUCCUUCCAUGUGGUCAUCACAUCCUACCAGCUGGUCAUACAAGACGUCAAGUAUUUCCAAAGGAUCAAGUGGCAGUACAUGGUACUGGACGAGGCUCAAGCUAUUAAAAGUACUACCAGUGUCAGGUGGAAGAUCCUCCUAGGCUUCAGCUGUAGGAACAGACUCUUGUUGACUGGUACCCCUAUACAGAAUAGCAUGGCAGAGCUCUGGGCUCUGCUUCACUUUAUUAUGCCAACUUUAUUUGACUCCCACGAUGAGUUCAACGAGUGGUUUUCUAAGGACAUUGAGAGUCAUGUGGAAAAACAAUCCGGCCUUGAUGAAAACCAGCUGUCCAGAUUACACAUGAUUCUGAAACCCUUUAUGUUGAGACGAGUCAAGAAGGAUGUGGAAAAUGAAUUGUCUGACAAGAUUGAAAUCUUGGUCUAUUGUCCCUUGACAAGUAGACAAAGAAGUUUGUACCAGGCAAUUAAAACCAAAAUCUCAAUAGAGGACCUUUUGUAUACGUCCACUUCAUCAUCUGCCCAGUCCAGCAGUUUAAUGAACAUUGUCAUGCAGUUUCGCAAGGUCUGUAACCACCCUGAACUGUUUGAAAGAAAUGAGGCCAAGUCACCAGUCCACAUGCCAGCCACCACCUACAUCCUACCAAAGCUUAUUUAUAGGGAAGGUCAACCAGAGUUUUUGCAGCAUAUCAUCCUGAACAAGUUAUACAUUUUUUCUCCACAUCACAUCCACUGUGAUCUGUUCCACUCUUUAGGCAACAAAGGAUUCCGUUGUUUCUCAUUUUCUCGCCUCAUCAACCUGUCACCUCAAGAAUUAAAUCAUUACAUGCUUGGAGGCCUGCUUGUACCAUGGCUUACUGUGUCUGGAUUGAUAAGUCAGCAAUUUCUAUGGGCUGAAGAAAAAAGAUUCACACCACGCAGGAGCCUGUACAUCCCCCCUGUCCGUGUGCUGGAAGAGCUGGUAUUCACCAGCUACACAUCAAGGUUCUACACACACGACACACUUGUCUUACACUACAUGCCAGAGACUUUCGCCCACAGACAGGCCAGGCUCAGGAGAAGUAAACAUUUGGCCACACACUCCCCCACCAAGGCAGCAGGAGGCCUUGAUGAGAUUUACCAGCACAAAUACAGGUCACCCCGAGCUCUCCAAUGUGUCCAGAUUGACUUGCCAGCAUUCUUCUUAGUUCUCUUACCAAAGGUGACAUGUCCAGGAGCUGUGCAGUAUUCUGUUGACCGCAGCGCUGAGUGGAGCAGGCAGGGGGCCGGGGCCCGUCUAAUGGCUUUGGCUGCUCCAGAAUGUUUGGUCAAACCUCAUUUUGGUUGGACUCCUGUACAAAUACCAGACAAAGAAUCUUUGGUGACUGACGCAGGCAAGCUCUAUGUUCUGGACUCACUGCUCCAAAGGUUGAAAGGAGAGGACCACAGAGUCCUCAUCUACUCUCAAAUGACCAGAAUGAUUGAUUUACUCGAGGAGUAUAUGUGGUACAGAAAGCAUACGUACAUGCGUCUAGAUGGUUCUUCCAAAAUCUCUGAGAGACGUGACAUGGUUGCAGACUUCCAAACUAGGUCAGACAUUUUUGUCUUCCUGCUGAGUACAAGAGCUGGAGGGCUUGGCAUUAACCUCACAGCUGCUGACACGGUCAUCUUCUAUGACAGUGACUGGAACCCCACAGUAGACCAGCAGGCCAUGGACCGAGCCCAUAGGCUGGGACAAACCAAGCAAGUAACGGUCUACAGGCUCAUCUGUAAAGGGACUAUAGAGGAACGUAUUUUACAGAGGGCUAAAGAAAAAAGUGAGAUCCAGAAAAUGGUUAUCUCAGGCGGCAGUUACAAGCCUGACACCCUGAAACCUAGAGAGGUUGUAUCCCUGCUCAUUGAUGAUGAGGAAAUGGAAAAAAAGUUGCUCACUCGACAGUUUGAGAAAGUGGGGGAUGAUCCCAAUCUUGGCACCAUUUUUAGGAAGAGGAAAAGGGAAUACAAGAAACGAGAUGGCAGUAAAAAGAAAAGUGUGACAGAAGAGAAGAAUGUGACCAUACCUGCCCCAGACCAGGACUCUAUUGGUGAUUCCAUGCCAGCUAGUCCGAUGUCAUUCUGUAGUGAGCUGACAUCUGCCCACAUGUCAGUCGGCAGUGAGGCCACGGCACAAGAUGACAGCAAUGACGGGGGGCUGGUUAUUGUGGAUGACAGCUUGCACUUUACGCCAGUCUCUAGUCCUGUUGUUGAACCCCCCAAGCGAGGUCGAGGCCGCCCCAGGGGCUCAAGUGUAGGCAAGCGAGGGCGAGGGCGUGGCAGUGCCAGAAAGGCCAUGUCAGCUGCAGAAAUAGCAGGGGCGCAUGCAGGCAUGACGGCAGCUUAUGCUGCCUAUGGCUACAACUUAAAAGCCUCAGGACAAAGCAAGAGCUGAAGCUUGAAAUAAAAAUUUUAUUCUUUGUGUGGUUUUCAUUU